Molecule: messenger RNA, 813 nt
Organism: Helianthus annuus (common sunflower)
Lineage: Eukaryota; Viridiplantae; Streptophyta; Magnoliopsida; Asterales; Asteraceae
Product: MDIS1-interacting receptor like kinase 1
Exons: 1
Coding region: 1-813 (270 amino acids)
Molecular function (GO): protein binding
Source: RefSeq, a predicted model, not a curated record
AUGAAUUGCUCCAACCUCCAAGUCCUUAACUUGGGUAACAAUAAUCUGGUUGGUAAGAUCCCAGAUGCGAUUGGUUCAUUGCCCAUGCUAAGCAUCCUCGCCCUUCCCAGCAACAUUCUACAAGGCGGGAUUGCACCCGAAAUCGGACGUCUCUUUAGAUUACAAGAGCUAUAUCUUUUUAACAACACUUUCACGGGGAACAUUCCCGCCACCUUAAUGAAUUGCUCAAACCUCCAAAUCCUUUACUUGGCUUCUAAUAAUCUGGUCGGAAAGAUCCCUGAUGGGAUUGGUUCAUUGUCCAUGCUACGUAUGAUCAGCCUUCAUGAUAACAGUCUACAAGGCAGAAUUCCAUCUGAAAUUGGCAGUCUUUUUAGAUUACAAGAACUAUGGCUUUAUAACAACUCUUUCACGGGAAACAUUCCGGCCACCAUAACAAAUUGCUCCAACCUCCAGAUCCUUGAGUUGGGUAACAAUGCUCUGGCCGGCAAGAUCCCAGAUGGGAUUGGUUCAUUGUCUAUGCUACGUAUGAUCAGCCUUCACGAUAACAGUCUACAAGGCGGAAUUCCAUCUGAAAUUGGCUGUCUUUUUAGAUUACAAGAACUAUGGCUUUAUAACAACUCUUUCACGGGAAACAUUCCGGCCACCAUAACGAAUUGCUCAAACCUCCAGAUCCUUCAGUUGGGUUUCAAUAAUCUGGUCGGGAAGAUCCCAGAUGGGAUUGGUUCAUUGUCCAUGCUUAGCAUCCUUGCCCUUCACGAUAACAUUCUACAAGGCGGAAUUCCAAAUGAAAUUGGGCGUCUCUUUAGAUUAUAA